Molecule: messenger RNA, 1108 nt
Organism: Anopheles merus
Lineage: Eukaryota; Metazoa; Arthropoda; Insecta; Diptera; Culicidae
Exons: 4
Coding region: 121-1077 (318 amino acids)
Biological process (GO): intracellular cholesterol transport
Molecular function (GO): sterol binding
Source: RefSeq, a predicted model, not a curated record
ACCCGAUCCUCGGACAGUCAAGUACAGAGCCACCAGCGUGCAGUCCGUUCGAGUCUCGUGUGUGAAGACAGCAGUAAGAGCAGCGCAAAGCAAGACAACAGUUAACAGCUCAUCGCCUGAAUGAUGUAUCGUUACGCCGUUCUGCUAGUGGCCCUCGUUGCCAGCGGUAGCCUCACGGAGGCACUGCAGACUCGUGCCUGUACCAACCAACGCCCGCAACCGGCCAGCGUGGAGAUCACCGGAUGUACACAGAUGCCCUGCGAGCUGAUUCGUGGCAGCGAUGUUGCCAUGCGUCUUGAGUGGGAAGCACCAUUUGCCGCCCAAACGCUCCAGCAUCGUGUGGUAGCUACCGCUCUAGGCAUCACUGCACCCUACGAGCUGCCCCCGGACCGUGCCAACGCUUGCAACUGGCUGGAAGGUUCGGCUUGCCCGAUCAGCCAGGGCGAAGACAUCAUCAGCACUCUGAGCAUGCCGGUACUGCCAAUCUACCCACUGGUCAGCCUAGUUAUUGAAGUCAGCAUUCUGGAUGAGCAGGCGCGUACACAGACGUGCUUUGCUAUCGAUGCUCGUGUGGUCUUCCAAAUCCGGCACAACACACACACACACUCCCAACAAGCAACCAUGUUCCGAGCACUUCUUCUGAUUGCCCUUGUGCCGGCCGUAGUGUACGGUAACGUUGGCCGUGCCUGUACCAACGGACGCCCGCAGGCCACCAAUGUGAACAUCCUGGGCUGCACUGCUCCGCCCUGUGAUCUGGUGCGUGGACAGGAUGUGAUCGCUUACAUCGAUUUCACUACCGAUCGUGCCGUUACCAGCAUGACCACUGUUCCGACUGCGACGGCUCUUGGCAUCACCGCUCCCUACCCGCUGCCGGCUGAGUUCGCCGACACCUGCGCCUGGCUCGAGGGCUCCAGCUGCCCGCUGAGCGCCAACGAGGACGUCACCUACCGUCUCACCAUCCCAGUGCUCCCGAUCUACCCGCUGGUUAGUCUGAGCAUCGAGAUCGAUAUUGUGGACCAGGACAGCAACUCUGUGUCUUGCUUCGUUGUUGAUGCCCGUGUUGUUGCCGCUAACUAAUAGAAAUAAAAGCAAAUCCUGAUAUUCUCAA